Molecule: messenger RNA, 1128 nt
Organism: Strongylus vulgaris
Lineage: Eukaryota; Metazoa; Nematoda; Chromadorea; Rhabditida; Strongylidae
Source: the annotation of a GenBank genome assembly
AUGAGACUAAAAGAUAUUACAGCAGAAGAAUGUGAGGUGAAAGGAGGAGAAGCUGUCGGACUUCAAUGUCAUUUCAAGCCAGAUGUCUACAUGCUAUCCGUACUUUUGACAUUCGGCACAUUCGCUUUGGCAUACGGCUUGAAUCGUUUUCGAAAUUCAAAGUAUUUCUUGUCAGCACUGCGCAAUGCUCUCAGUGAUUUUGGAGUUGUAAUUGCGAUAGCAGUAAUGACUAUAUUCUCACAUAUGAUCGGACUGGAUGUUCCAAGUCUCAAUGUGCCAAAACACUUCAAGCCAACAAUAGACCGCCCUUGGCUUGUGGAUAUAUUCCGCGUUAGUCCCGUUGUUGCUAUUGUCUCCUUCUUACCUGCUGCCUUCUAUACCAUCCUCAUCGUUAUGGAUCAACAAAUCACUGCCGUCAUUAUUAAUAGGAAGGAUAAUAUGCUCAGAAAAGGAGAAGGAUAUCACCUCGACCUCUUUGUAAUUGCCAUACUUGUUCUAAUCUGCUCAUUUUUGGGUUUGCCGUUUUAUCCAACAAUAGACCGCCCUUGGCUUGUGGAUAUAUCCCGCGUUAGCCCAGUUGUUGCUAUUGUCUCCUUCUUACCUGCUGCCUUCUAUACCAUCCUCAUCGUCAUGGAUCAACAAAUAACUGCCGUCAUCAUUAAUAGGAAGGAUAAUAUGCUCAGAAAAGGAGAAGGAUAUCACCUCGACCUCUUCGUAAUUGCCAUACUUGUUCUAAUCUGCUCAUUUUUGGGUUUGCCGUUCUAUGUGGCGGCAACGGUACUUUCAGUAAUGCAUGUAAAUUCUCUCCGACUUCACUCGGAAACAUCUGCACCUGGAGAAGUGCCGCGCUUCUUGGGAGUAAAGUUUGUCGUUUUUACUCACGUUACUCACAACUGCGACACACUUUUGCUUAUUUGCUUCAGAGAGCAGCGAUUGUCCGGGUUUCUUGCUCACUUUUUAAUAGGACUCUCAGUGCUAUUGACAGGAAUUAUAAAGGUGCUAUUGUUAACACCAAACUCCUUUAAGCUUGUGCCUUUACCAGUGCUAAUUGGUAUAUUUCUUUACAUGGGAGUUGUAUCCUUGUUAGGACAACAAUUUGUACAAAGAAUCGGUCUAUUGUUCACAUCG